Messenger RNA from Westerdykella ornata, 357 nucleotides. RefSeq lists its product as uncharacterized. The transcript has 2 exons. The annotation marks the transcript as partial. NCBI's taxonomy places the organism in Eukaryota, Fungi, Ascomycota, Dothideomycetes, Pleosporales, Sporormiaceae. The record is from RefSeq and is a predicted model, not a curated record.
GAGCGCACUCAACCCGUCCCCAACCCAUGCCCAUGGUGGGACCAAUUCCCGGACUUCGUCCCCAACCCCGACGCCGGGUUCCGGAGCCGCUUCGACAAGCUCGCCAACAUGCAGGCCUGGACGGCUCGGGAGCGCCAGCAGUGCAAAGUCGAGGCUCUUGAGGCUCACCUCGCCAUGGGUACGGAGGGUCAGUCCAAGCUGGACAUCUAUCGCGAGCUUUGUGUCGAGGUGGGCGUUGUGCCGGGCGAGUCGAUUACCAAGUGCAAGAAGGCCCUCAAGUCCGUCUACAUCAACCUCGUCAACCUCAUCGAUACGCGGUGCAACCCCAAGAUCCCACUACUUCCCUUCGACACGUAC